AUGUCCUCUCAAUUCUCCAACAACGACACCACAAAUGCCUCUAUUCCCAUUUCUAUCGAUCAGGCGCGCUCCUUCCCUCCAACACAGGCCACAGUAUCUAACGCCAACUACGUCGAACCCUUUGUGCGCCCGAUGUCUCCUCUAGUCCCAACAAAUGUGGGCCACAACCAAUGCCGCCGCAUACCGAUGCUCGAGGUCGACGAAGAUGGGAUCGAGGAUAUUCAGGUUACCUUGAUCCCAGCAAUUGGACGGAUCGAGGACUUGGUUCGAUACCCGCCGACGGCCUCCUUGUCGCCAUCUCCACAAACACCAACUAUCACACCGGUGCCCGACCAUGGUGAGACGAUGAUACCUGACUUCGACUUAGAAAACCUGUCCGGUAGUGCCCCGGUGAACGGGUUCGUCAUUCGCUCGCGAGAGGAUAUCCUUUGGCGUCCGUACAAUCGAACUGGUAGCUCGAUUGGCGUUCCACUUGAACGCACCACGACACUUAUUCCUGUCGUGCCAGACGAGGAGGGCUCUCCGCUGCCCCUGAGACGGCGACAACAAAAUCCACGGCGCCGACCCGUGUCGGGAAAUCCCCAAUAUGUCGAAUUACGUCCACCAUUGCUGCAUUCUGCCUCGGUCACACGCACAAGACCAUUGACCGAGGAGGGUGCGCUGGAGACAACGCUGCCGAUGCAGACGAGUCAGACUUCAGCACAAUGCAGACGUGUUGAGAAUAUUGGGCACUGGGUAGACUCCUUGAUUGAACAUGUUGCGCAAGUGAGAUCUUGGACGCAUCAGAACGGCCUAGAUGGGGUUCAGGAUUGA
Messenger RNA from Fonsecaea nubica, 813 nucleotides. RefSeq lists its product as hypothetical. The transcript has a single exon. The record is from RefSeq and is a predicted model, not a curated record. Bases 1 to 813 code for a protein of 270 amino acids. NCBI's taxonomy places the organism in Eukaryota, Fungi, Ascomycota, Eurotiomycetes, Chaetothyriales, Herpotrichiellaceae.